Molecule: messenger RNA, 2757 nt
Organism: Orussus abietinus
Lineage: Eukaryota; Metazoa; Arthropoda; Insecta; Hymenoptera; Orussidae
Exons: 10
Coding region: 1-2757 (918 amino acids)
Source: RefSeq, a predicted model, not a curated record
AUGCCGCCUUCCCUGGCAGCCUCGUUAAGCCCGUUGCUGCUUCUGAUCGUCGCUGGAAGUGCCGACGCUUUCAGCUCGCGACAAGCAGAGUGCACGUUUCCGGUCCGCUGGGAGGGCACGUGGUUCCAAAGCGGGGUGCCACAGCCGAUCCUUAUAUCCGGGAACACCCUCUCGAGCAAAGGCCGUUGCAGACUCAACGAGGGCGACAAGUUCUUGAUCGAGGACGAGAAGCAGCCCUGCUACCGUUGCGUCGUCAUUCACGAGAAACACUCCAACGUGCUGCAGUACAAAGAAACCUUCUGUUACAACAUAAAGUCCCUGUCGCCAUUGUGCUCGUACAUAUCCGGAGAUGCGCCACUUUACUCGAUGUUCCGGGAGGAAGGGAUCGCGAUGCCGUGUCCAUUCCGCGGGCCCAUGACGUUUUCCUACAAUCGCGGCCACGGGACCUGUGCCAGCCCCCAGAGCAACGUAGACACCUGUACGGACGACAGCAGGUUGCUCUUCCGGUACCAAGCCUGUCCGGAUGUGCACGCCUCGGAGAGCGCAGUCGAGGAGCUGGAGUGCCUGGCAACCUGGAAAGAAGGGAGCAGUCGUUACUUGGUCGGCCGACUCCAUCACCGACACGCGUCCAGCAACGAGGACAGGUACAGGUGCUUCGUCUACGAGAGAGCCGGCCAGAUCAUCGGCAACCUGAACCGACCUGGUUUGGGCAUCAACUCGAUGGACCACGAUGUGCCCCUUCCGAUUGGACCCCUUCCUGAAGGAGCCCCCGAAAUCUACAAGGUGGCGCAGAGCGGCGACGCCACCUGUAAUGGCCUCUUCAGCCCUAACGAGGGAUCCAAAACCAUGACCCUAAAGAAAGUGUCCUCGCCAGGGAAGUGCCGUUUCCCCAGCUGGUUGACAGGACACUCCAGCGGAGGUCUCACCUGGCACACGUUGGACCUGGCCAGGUCGUACACCUUCCACCCCAGAAACGCGUCCUUACACAUCAGCAGACCCAACGCGACGAAUUCGAGGAUCGACGUGGGCCAGGCCGAGUUCCCGGACCUACCGGAACAGCAGGAGCAGGACGUCAAGAUCCUCUGCAACAGCGUGAAACAGUCAAACCCUGCGCAGACGAUGGCGACGCUCGUCGCCCACUUCACGGUCGGAUGCCGCAGCGGUUUCAUGUGCAUGACGUUUUACCGGAGGGACGGCCACGUGAUAGAAGUGCAGACCGGAAGUGCAGUCUCCAGACCGGAAGAGGCGUGCAGCUCGCCGCACUACACGUCGCACAGCAUCCCUUUCCUCACCCUCGUCACGAGUUCCCCGGAGCCGAGGCAGUGCCCUUACCUAGGGAAGUUCACCGUCACGGGGAUGAACAAGAACCAGAGGAGCAGCCGCGACAACCGGCGCGGCCCCGAAUUGGGUCGCAAGGAGAAGGAAAAGGUCCGACACGCCCAAGAGAGGUCGGAGGAGAGACACAACCGGAAACUGGAAUUCGAGGUCGACAAUCGGAGGAUAAACAGCGACUACCUAACCAGAGAGCACCGUGGCAGAAAAACGCGAUCCAGCCGAAACGGCAGAAACCACCGCGAAUAUAAAGCCGACAGGUUGGAGAACGACGUUGAGGUGGAGGUCGAGGUCGACCACGAAAUCCGCAAAUCAAGGUCCCGGAGAGUAAGGUCCUUGCCAGAGAGCUCAAACUCUCAAAAAUCGAAUCUGAAGCAUCCUGCACUGAAAAAUGAUAUCGAGGUCGGUCGAAAGGGCCGAAAGUCGAGGUCCAGAAGAAUAAGGUCCCUCCAGGAGAACCUGAAGACCCCAGAGAUAAGCUUCAAGAACCGAUCCCUAGAGGACGAAGUCGAGGCCGAAGUCAGCGACACGCACGAGAACCACGGGUCGAGGUCCAGGAGGAUAAGGGCCCUUGAGGUCGACCUUAAAGGAUCCAACCUUGAAGUUGAGAACGAGUUAAAGGGCCUGCAGAGGAUAGAGUCUUCGGGACCUCGACCUCUCGAUGGCGGCGAAGGAUCGGACGUGGACUCGACGUCGAGCGAGGUCAGGCAGAGAAGAAGUCCCAGGAUGGAGGAUUUCCAGCUGGACAAGGACGACCUCGCCCAGCUUAGGCAACUCUGGCCGUCCUGGAUCGGCGAGGAGGGUUCUGGGAACGUCCUCCAGGUGCAGGCCGAUUAUUUCGGGGAUUACGACGUCGACGUGCCCACGAAGAGGUCCUCGCCCGAGGGAGCCUUUGUCACGUAUCGGGAUCUCCUACGGAUGAGGAGGGACCUCGAGGACGAGGCCGAGGAUUACCUCGAGCGUCGGGAAAAACGGGAGGAGGAGGACUCGCGGUGCUCCAGUGACGUCACGACCUUAAUCGUGGGCUGCUCCACGGCGGACAGGAUGGAGCUGCAGAGCGACUGCGUCGACGAUGACACUGUCACAGCCUACUCCUGCCACGGUAGAUGGUUCGACGCCGAGGGCACCCAGUUCGUGAUCGCGACUCCGCUGGCCAGGAGAAGUUCCUGGUCGAACGAGAACAACCGGCCGCAGCCCUUCAGGAACAGCAGGAGAUUGUGCUUCAUGUAUAGGGAGAGCGGGGGCGUCGUCAGCCUCACUGCCAGCCCCAUAGCCUGCCAGAGGGGCAUUCCUCCACCCCCGCCGAUGUUGGCCUUCAAUGCGACCAGUAUCGGCCAGUGCAUGGAGGAGAACGGCGCCGGCGGUCCUGCUGCAUCCUGCACCCUGGUGCUGCUCUUCGCCAUCUCGGUCGCCAUCUUCAGGUGA